AUGGACUUCUCUCCUAUCCCCACGGCGGCGACGAUGCGCAGAGCGAGCGAGCGAGCGAGCGAGCGAGCUAGAGAGAGAGAGAGAGAGUAA
Spirodela intermedia is the source of this 90-nucleotide messenger RNA. The record is from the annotation of a GenBank genome assembly. Lineage: Eukaryota; Viridiplantae; Streptophyta; Magnoliopsida; Alismatales; Araceae.